Messenger RNA from Lycium ferocissimum, 1750 nucleotides. RefSeq names its product F-box protein CPR1-like. Lineage: Eukaryota; Viridiplantae; Streptophyta; Magnoliopsida; Solanales; Solanaceae. Gene Ontology annotation, molecular function: protein binding. Bases 138 to 1307 code for a protein of 389 amino acids. The record is from RefSeq and is a predicted model, not a curated record. The transcript has a single exon.
UCCGAGGAAAAUAUUUUUGGAUCCAAUUUAAAUGAGAGAUUUAAAAAUUUCAAGAAGGUGAUAAAGUUUUUUCUAUCGAGAGAAAUUUCCAUUUCAAACGUUUUAAUUCACAAUACAUAUGUCGAAAAUAAUCGACAAUGGCGGAUGGAAUUAUGAAGAAAUUGCCCGAAGAGGUUCCCAGUUAUAUACUUUCAAGACUUACAGUGAAAUCUCUAAUACGAUACAGAUGUAUCUCUAAAAUUUGGUAUACUCUAUUACAAUCCUCUUAUUUUAUCAAUCUUCAUAUCAAGCGCCCCACCACCACCAAAGACCAAUUUAUUCUCUUUAAACGAUCUCUUCGAGACGAAGAAGGGAAAUUUAAAAGUCUCUUGUCUUUUCUUUGUGGUGGUGAUGAUAGUGAUGAUCUUAUCCCCAUUACUCCAAAUAUAGAAGUUCCAUAUCUAUGUUCUAGUUAUGCUAGUCUGUAUCAUAGUCUCAUCGGGCCUUGCAAUGGUCUGAUUGUUCUGACUGAUACCCAAAGCAUUGUCUUACUUAAUCCCGCCACUAGGAAAUACAACCUGCUUCAACCCAGUCCAUUUGGCUGUCCACAGGGUCUCAACCGUUAUGUUCGUGGUCUAGGAUUUGGCUUCGACUUGACGGUGAAUAAUUACAAAGUUGUUAGGAUUUCAGAAAUAUAUUCGGAUCCCUACAAGGAUCCCUGCGUGAGAGGGUUCAAAGUUGAGAUUUAUGAUUUGGACAUUGAUUCUUGGAGAGAACAAAACUACGAGGAGGAAGAGUUGCCUUUGGUGUUUCGGGUUCCUUGUUCAGAGAUCUUUUACAAGGGAGUCGUUCAUUGGUUUGCAACUGCAGAUACAGAGGUAAUUCUUUGUUUUGAUAUGAGCACUGAUACAUUUCGUAAUAUGAAGAUGCCGGACACUUGUUAUGUUCUUGAUGGGAAGCGUUAUGGCCUUGUAAUUUUUGAUGAGUCUCUCACAUUGAUUUGUUAUCGUGAUCCAACAUGUGAGAUUGAUCCAACAGUGGAUAUGAUGGAUAUUUGGACAAUGAAAGAUUAUGGCGUAAAUGAUUCUUGGAUUAAGUUAUACACUAUUAGACCUCUUUCGAUUGAAUCCCCUUUAACGGUUUGGAAGGAUUUAUUGCUUCUUCAAAGUAGAACUGGACAAUUGAUUUCCUACAAUUUUAUUUCGGACGAAGUAAAGGAAUUUAAUUUACAUGGAUAUCCUUCAAGCUUGAGGGUUAUAGUUUACAAGGAAAGUUUGACUUCAGUUCCAAAAGAAAACGGGCAAGGCACACAAGCUCAAGGAAUUUAGAAAUGGCAUGGCUCUUUUGUUGUUGUUGUUGUUUUUGUUUUUUUUGUUUUUUUUGUUUUUUUUUGCUUUUUUUUUUUUUUUGAGUUAGUACCUAGUCUUCAAGAUACAGAAAAUUUUGGUGAAAUGUUUCAACACUUAUCCUUUGGUAAUUAGUUGAAAGGUUUUAACACUUAUCUUUUGGUGAUUAGUUGUUACCAUGAGCAGCAACCAAAUUAGAAAUAAUUUAUGUGCUACAAUUUAUUUGAAUGAUAUUUAAUCUAGCACUCAGAAUUGAUAUUUUUUUAUUUGUGCUUACCUAGAUAAUAAAAAAAUUAGAAACUUAAAGGUUCAAGUUAGCCAAAAAAAAAAAGGAAUAAAACGUAUGUUCAAUCUUCUUCAUAGGUGGGUUGUUCCAUAUUUGAUUCAAGUUAAUAAAAAUAUUUGCUUUCUAUGAGUAAUGUAAA